AUGCUGAGCGCUAUCUUCGCUGCACCUGGAGGGGCUCCCGUGGAAGAGGCUGUUGCAAAGGAUCGCCUCCGUCGUGCAGCCAGGAUCCGUCUGGCUGGCGGAGCAGGAGGCCUGGUUCAGCGCUCCCUCCACUCCCAGAACUCCAAGUCAGAGAAGCCCGUUCCCGACAGCCACAGCCCGGGGCGUUGCCGUCCAGGCGAGGAUGAAACCUACUUCGCAGUCGCUGUCACUUAUGGGAACCACCACCCAGGAGACGGGCGAGGCCCUGGAUAUUCGUUCUCUGAUGCUGUGGUGAACCCCAAGGAUGCCAAGGUCUCGACCAACUUGGGCACAACACGAGCAAGCGGGACAAUGGCGUCCUGUUUGGACCGCUUCUUUGGAAUGGGUGUCCUGGGUUUGACCCGGUCUCGAAGCAAAACACAAAACCCCCUCCCGCCAGGGGCGCUAACCAGCCGAAAGGCCGCCAGGUGCUCUCCAGUGUUCGCUAAGCCCACUUACGGGACGAAAUGCCUGCUUUCCCUGAUAACCACUGUGAUUAUUGGGUGGCCCUUCAGCCUGCGGCUGCUGCACCUCCAGCUCUACGGUGGCUUUCCUGGGGCAGGACUGACCUCGCCACCUCUCAAAGUCCCCGUUGGUGUCACUGCCAUUAAUAGCAUGCUGUGCUUCCCCGUGGGACCCUGUGGGAGGCCUGGGUUUGGCUCCUUGUCCAACCUGAAGACCAGGUGGCCCUUCAGCCUGCGGCUGCUGCACCUCCAGCUCUACGGUGGCUUUCCUGGGGCAGGACUGACCUCGCCACCUCUCAAAGUCCCCGUUGGUGUCACUGCCAUUAAUAGCAUGCUGUGCUUCCCCGUGGGACCCUGUGGGAGGCCUGGGUUUGGCUCCUUGUCCAACCUGAAGACCAGGCACGGGGUUGCAGAGGACACGGGCUGUGACCUCUAUGCUGCCCGAGGCUCCCGCUGUGCUGGGCUGCGCCACCGGCCGGUGCGCUGGUCCGCCCCGCCCUCGGGGAUCGGGUUGCAGGAGCUGGAGCGUCUGCGCUGUGGUUCCCCGACGACCGGCCACCUCGAGGGGCUUGGGGUUUUUCGGGGAAUUCAAGCAGACUGGAGCCAAAAGAUCCGGAGCACCCAGAUGGCCAGGCCGCUGUCCACCCCAAGCCCUUCGCAGAUGCAAGCCAGGAAGAAACGCAGAGGGAUCAUAGAGAAACGGCGCCGGGACCGGAUCAACAGCAGCCUUUCCGAACUGCGGCGCUUGGUGCCCACUGCCUUCGAGAAGCAGGGCUCGUCCAAGCUGGAGAAAGCCGAGGUCUUGCAGCUGACGGUGGAUCACUUGAAGAUGCUGCACGCCACUGGCGGGACAGGACUCUUUGAUGCCCGGGCCCUGGCAGUUGACUUCCGGAGCAUUGGUUUUCGGGAGUGCCUCACUGAGGUCAUCAGGUACCUGGGGGUCCUGGAAGGACCCAGCAACCGUGCAGACCCUGUUCGGAUCCGCCUCCUCUCCCACCUCAACAGCUACGCAGCUGAGAUGGAGCCCUCGCCCAGCCCCGCUGGCCCGCUGGCCUUCGCUCCUUGGCCCUGGUCCUUCUUCCAUAGCUGUCCAGGGCUGCCAACCCUGAGCACCCAGCUCGCCAUCCUGGGAAGAGUGCCCGGCCCAGUCCUUCCCGGUACCUCCUCUCCUGCUUACCCCAUCCCGGCCCUCCGAACCGCCCCUGUGCGCAGAGCCGCUGGCCCCAUCCUGCCAGCCCGGAGGAAUUUGCUGCCCAGUCGAGGGGCACCUUCUACCCGGAGGGCCCGUCCCCUGGAGAGGCCAGCUGUCCCUGUACCCGUUGUCCCCAGCUGCAGGGCUGCUAGGAGUGGCCACAUGGUUCCUCUGCCACAGCCCUCCUCUCCGACGCCCCCUGGGGCUGCAGGGGCUGCUGCUUGCGUGGCUGUCCCCACACCCAGCCCAGCUUCCCCAGGGCCGGCCGGGAGGCCUGUGGGAGCCGUGCUCUGUCACUCCUGGGUCUCCGAAAUCACAGAGAUUGGGGCUUUCUGAGCUGGCACCCCCGGCCCCACUCUCCCAGGAGGGAAGCGGUUCUUCUUUCAGGAGCUUUACAAACGGUACUGUUGUUUCUGCGUUGCCUCUGGACUGGCUUGUGUGUGGAGGCGCCUUCUCCACCUGCCAGAGGCCCCUGCAGCCCGUGUCCUCCUUGCUGCUCAUCCUCCCUUACCCGCCCAGCUCUCCCGGAGCUGUCUGGUCUCAGAGCCAUGGUCUCAUGUCUCACCCACUCAAAUAAGUCCUGGCGGAGCCCCUGAGUGGUGCCCAGGCCCCUGUCCUUCCCAGCACACGUGAGGCAUCCAGGGUCUGGGAGCAAUGGUGUUGCCCAAUGGUACCGUGGCCUGAGGCAGACUGCGUCCACGGAGAGGACACAGCCCGGCCAGGAGCAGUGACUGGCUGAAGCCUUCCCAGACCUAGGAGCCGGAUAUAGUGUCUGCCCCACUUCCUGGGGACGGUAGCUGAGCAGGGAGGGCUCCUGGGAACCCUGUCUGCCCCUGCCCACCUGUCUCUGGCCAACCUGUUGCAUCAAACCACUGGACAGACUCUUUCUCCAUCACAGCCAAGGCCGAGAUUGGGGGCCCAGCAGGGCCUGCCUGUGUUCCCCUCCCAGCCACCAGCCGCAGACACCCACCCUCCAGCUGAUGACAGGGCUCCCUCACCGCUGGCCGACCCAGGCGGGAGGUUUCUGGGCAGCAGAUCUCUGUGAGAGGCCGUCCUCUGCACCCGCCCGCGAGCAGCUCUCCCAGACGACAGCCAGGGCCAAGCAAGAGCACCUGCUCCCUGACUCUGCCGCCGUCCUCCAGGCGUGUGGCCCACCCCGCUGGGUGCUCGCUGUGGAGGGGCCGUGGCCCCACAUGACGGCUCCCUGAGAGGAAUUCUCUCGGGAGUCCGCUCCAGACGUCUGUGCUGCCUGCCCUGCAUCCGGCUCCCAGAGCCCAGACUGCCGCCGCAGCCAAGUCGGCUGGACAGAAAUAACCACAGGGAGGGGCAGGAGAGGGGCCAUCAGAAGGACUCUGCCCUCGGGGCCACGCGGGGUGGAGGGGCUGAGGUCCUGCUCACCCAGGACCCUGCACAGCUGGUUCGGCUCAGUGGCCAUUUCAUUACGCAGCCCCACCAGGGCCACUUUUCUCUAAACGGAAGGAGCAAGUGGCUCCUCCACCGCUCCCAGUAGGACAGCACAGACUGCUGAUGUUCCUGGGACCAGUGUCGCCACCCCAGUUGGUGCGAUGCAGAACUCACUGGUAAAUGACGGUACUCAUACUUGUAAAUAUUCCGCUCCCUCCCCUGGGAGCCCCCCAAGCGCUCCUGGCAUUUUCCCUGCCCCCACCCCCACACCUGGCGACCCCAGGGGUGCUUGAACUGCCAGUUCAUUAGCACUCAUUCCAUCCUGGUUACUAAGUGGAGUCACCUAAGAAGAGUCCUCUCCUCCAGCCUUUGAUGAAACAACCCCCCAGAGCAUGCAGGGAAGAGGCUCCAGGCUCAAAAGUAGGAUUUGCAGAAACCCUAGGGAGAAGGGCCCUUUCAGAGCAGUGGGGAAGAAGACGGAGAUCUUCAGAGAUCUUCCUCGGAGUGACCCAGAAAGCUCUUUUGAAAAGGCACAUUCCUCAAGGAGGGAUAAGAAGUCCUUCCACUCCUUAGUUGAAUGCCUUCGAUCAGAUUGCUGACCUCCUCACCCUGCCAUGCAGAGAUGUGCGGCUACCUGCCAGGAGCGAGGCUGCCCUCUCAGAGCGAGGGCUGCUGGCUGGGCGUGCUCCUGAGGGAGGUAGGGGGACCCAGGGAGAGCUGAGCAGUCACCAGGCUCCCAGGAGUGGAGAAGAGGGGACAGAGGAGGUGACAGGAAGCAGACCAGCCUCACAGGACAGGAAGAACUCUGCUGCAGCUUUUCCUCUGUCUCCCUUUCCCCCUCCUCCUUUCCUCUGCCUUCCUCUGCUCCUGGGGUACCAGGUCAGUUCUGUGGGUCUGCAGUUUGGCCACUUCCUAGCCCAGGAAUCUGUGUCCGCUCAGAGUGGGCCUGGGGGAGCUGUUUCCAGGUUGCAAGCCCACCUCCAAACAGUCUGUGACACCACUGAAGCGAGGUGGCAGUGACCCGGCACUCUCAGCAUCUUGGUUAAUCCUAGGUUCUGUCUCCCCUGGGAGGUGGGGUGGGGGUGGGGGGUGCCUGUGCCUUUGUUCUUGUGGCCAACAGUUCAGAUCUGUUUCUAACCCCAAGCCUUCCUGGUAGUCCCUGACUCCUACCCCAUUGCAGGGGUUGUCACAGCCAUCCAAUAAAGACUUUUCAGUUCUUUUGGAAGCUUUCAAUAGAUUCUACUUUUUUUUUUAAGCAAGAAAGGUUUGCUAGAGGGUGUGUGC
This is a messenger RNA of Tupaia belangeri chinensis (Chinese tree shrew), 4383 nucleotides long. It is a transcript of the gene HEYL, whose product is annotated as hes related family bHLH transcription factor with YRPW motif like. Gene Ontology annotation, molecular function: DNA binding; protein dimerization activity. The record is from RefSeq and is a predicted model, not a curated record. Lineage: Eukaryota; Metazoa; Chordata; Mammalia; Scandentia; Tupaiidae. The transcript has 13 exons. Gene Ontology annotation, biological process: regulation of DNA-templated transcription. Bases 1 to 2031 code for a protein of 676 amino acids.